Cyphellophora europaea CBS 101466 is the source of this 1437-nucleotide messenger RNA. RefSeq lists its product as uncharacterized. The transcript has a single exon. NCBI's taxonomy places the organism in Eukaryota, Fungi, Ascomycota, Eurotiomycetes, Chaetothyriales, Cyphellophoraceae. The record is from RefSeq and is a predicted model, not a curated record. Gene Ontology annotation, cellular component: catalytic step 2 spliceosome. The coding region runs from base 1 to 1437 and encodes 478 amino acids.
AUGGAUGCCACCUCCUCCUCCACAGCGCUUUUGAAGCGGACGGCGGACGAUGUGGCAUUGAUGCCGCCUCCGCCAAUCAAGAAGAUCAAACGCCCACCAAAAGUUCUCGACGAAGACGAUUACACAGAUGCGUUAUCCGAAAUCAUUGCGAGAGAUUAUUUCCCUGGAUUGCAAGAGAGUCGAGCGCAACAGGAGUACCUCGCGGCUCUUGAUUCUGAUAACCAGAUAUGGAUUGCCGAGGCUGCACACAACUUGCGCGCAGCUAUUGACCAGAAGUCCGCCAGAACGAGGCGAGUGUCAAGAGAUGCCAGGUUCGAUAACACUGGCACUACCCCCGGGAAUACCCCACGCGCUACAGAUACGCCUCGUGGCUAUGAUGGUAGCUCUACACCGACGAGUGUGGCUGCAACUGAGAUCCCGGAGACCACGUCCAAGAAGCUAGACACAUCCAUCCACUCUAUCUCAUCAUUUCAAGCAAAGUAUACUUCCGAAGACAACGCCUCAUUCAACGAUGUUCUCGACAAACAGAAUAAGACUCGCCGUGAGAAGCACGCCCAUCACUGGACAUCCGACGGGCGCAUACCCACUGCCCGACAACUGGCGCAUCGCGCUCAGGAACAUCGUCUGCUCGCUGAGAAAUCUCAAGCAGACGCCGAUGCAGCCAAACACAACGAUCGCGCUCUCAUUCCCUUGACUUCUGGCGCCGUCGCCUCACGUCCUGCACAACCCACCGCCUGGAAAACCUCCCGCCCGGACAAUACCUUCAUGUUCCUCCCCGACUCUUUCAACGAAUCCAACCCUUCAUUGCCCACUAUACUGGAGCAAAAGGAAGCCGCCUCGAAAGCGGCCCCCAAAGAAACCGUCCACGCCAACACUCGCUUCCCAUCCUUGCAUACUCUGCACUCCGACGACGACCCCACGCCACCAGGGCGCAUCCCACCCAGUCCCAGCCUCAACACCGACAUCAUCGCCGCCCGCGGCCCCCCCGCCUCCGACACCGAAGCCGACUACACCGGUGCAGGUACCCCACGCGUGAAUGGCUGGGCGUUCGUCGACGACGAAGAACCCGAGCCCGAACCACCCACAGCCCCAACCUACCGCGACCUCCUCGCCGGCCAAGCCCCCGACAGCAGCAGGCCCAACCCCUUCAAGCUCUCCGCCGUGCAGAAGCGCGAAGCCCUGCAUCACAGACUGGUCGAGAAGACGGCGCAAGGCAAGCGCGCUAAGGAGAAGGAGACGACGGCGGCUGCGCGCGGCCUGCCCGGAACAACGCCGCGGCGAGACGGUGGUGGGAACAUGACGCCCGCGGCGCAGAAGCUGAUGAAGCGGCUGGGUCGGACACCCGUGCGUGAGAAGUCCGACGGCGGGGUGAGGCUUAGAGCGGAGGAUCUGUGGACGCCGGCGGCGAGGACGCCGAGGCGGAAGGCCGUGCGGUGA